Molecule: messenger RNA, 5588 nt
Organism: Paramuricea clavata
Lineage: Eukaryota; Metazoa; Cnidaria; Anthozoa; Malacalcyonacea; Plexauridae
Source: the annotation of a GenBank genome assembly
ACGAGUGAGUGGUACUCAUUGCAAAGAUGAUGUAAAUAAAAACAUGGCGAGCAACGCAACCGAAGAAAAUGCCAGCGAGAACGAGAAUAAAAGCGAGCCAACCCCGUCCUCGAGUCAAAACGAAAACAAUGAACCCAAUAAUCCAAAUUUUGAAUGUAAUAUCUGUCUAGAUACGGCGAAAGAAGCUGUAGUUAGCAUGUGUGGCCACCUAUUUUGGUAAGAAAAAAAAUGCCUGUUAUAAAUUACCUUUUUAAAUACAGCACAGCAAUAGUUGUUUUAUAUUUAUAUUCAAAAGCUUUCGUACAUUUUUUGGAUUAAGUAAUUUUUAAGCACAACGUUUAUAUAUAUAAUAUUAAGUACAAAACUAAAAUUAAUAAAUACAAUUUAACAAAAAUAAAAAAAAAUGCACAUAUAAAAUUUAAAGUACAUCCAGAUGUUAAUUAUACAUUCAAAAGGAGAAAAUGUCAAACAGAUGUGAGAUACAAUUUCCAUAUAUAAAACAAUGAUUCUUGGCAUGCAACUCUUAAAUAAGAACAGAUCAAAGGAGAUAUAAUCCUAAUAUAUGCAUGAGAAUAUUUAUUUGUGUUCACUUGUUGAAAUAUGAACCAUGAACUGUACAUAAUUAUGCCUUUUCUGUUUCAGUUGGCCUUGUCUUUCCAGGGUAAGUAAUAUUAAUUGCUUUGUCUUAUUAAUUUGUUUGUCAACAUACUGUGUCCUGAAUGUGGGCCCUAGGUUCGAUUCCAAAAUUGAUUUCCAAAAUUUCCAAAAUUAUAAUUUUGGAUGGGGGAGUUCCCAAUGUCUUUGCCAACUCGAGGCUAUACAAGCUAUUUAGUGGCUCUCUCCUCUGCAGAGGCGAUUGGAAUAGGAUUACAUGAAGUUUCGAUUGGGGAGAUUUUCGCUUACAUGAAGAACUUCAUGUAAGAUUCAUGUAAGCGUAUUCCAAUCGCAUCUGCGGAGAAAAGAGAUCUAGUGGUCAGUUUUCAGUGUAGUCAACAAGUAAAAUCGUCUGGGGUUAGACAGAGUGGUAUGUGAAAUAAAGUAGGGUGCAUUAAGGCACAAUGCAACUUAAUGGGUUAAAACAUCUUCUUGUUGUCAUGAUACACAUUCACAUUCUUUUAGUGGUUGGAGACAAGACCAAACAGAUCUGCAUGCCCUGUAUGCAAAGCAGGCAUCAGCCGUGACAAGGUGAUUCCCCUCUAUGGCCGAGGAAGUGGUGACCAAACAGAUCCCCGAGAUAAAACCCCACCUAGACCACAAGGACAGAGAUCUGAGCCAGAAAAUAAUGGAGUAAGAUGAGUGGUUUUUGUUUCUUUUGUUCAACACCUUCCCUGAAUGUGUUUACUUUUUUUGCCUGUUCCAUCUUUUAUGUUUCAAUCACAUACUGUACCAGAAUUGUUACUUAACACAAAUUAUUUUUUUACUUUUUAGAUGUUUCCUGGAUUGGACAUGGGUGGUGGUUGGCAUGUAUCAUUUGGUAUCGGAGCAUUUCCUUUUAUGUUCUUUGCUAAUGUAAGUGUGAAAUACCAUAUAGUGAAGAUUACUUUUAUAUUUGUAGUUUACAUUAUACAGUGUAACAUCUUGUUAAUCCAUUAAGUUGCAUUACACCUCACUUUGUUAUUUUACUAUGGCUAAUGCAGACGAUUUUACUCAUCAAGAAGGGAGCGCUGAUGAUGCCCAUGCAUCCUGUUAACCUGUAGCAAAGUGCCCUGAUGCAUUUACAAUACUUUAAUUAUUAUGGGUGCAAUGUACCCAAUUGCUCCCAACUUUAUUAGUUUGCUCCCUAAUGCCAUGCAAUUUUACUUGUCAAAGGUCUUGCACACUACAGUAAUGGGUUAAAAUCAAUUUCUUAUACUAUUUAAUUUCAGAAUGUUGCUGGAUUUGGGCAGGGUAAGUGUGAUUUAAUUGAAUAUUUUAUUGUUUAAAUGCAAAUAGUAAACAAAAUGUGAGCUUGGGCAGAAACGUCUUUUCAGAUAUAUGCAUUUUAAGACACACAUUCUUUCUCAAGAAUUAUCCAAAUAUUACAGUAUUACACAUACAUAUAGACUUUCCAAUCUCGUUCCCCAAGCCUGCGAUCCUCGGGAAGGAACGCGAGGCUCUAGGAUAAUCCGUUGCCGGAAGCCUGGAAUCCUGGCUAAGAUUGAACUGCGCAUUCCAUAUCAACGGUCAAUCAGAUUCCUCCCUGAAACGGAUUAUCCCAGAGCCUCACGUUCCUUCCCGAGGAUCGCAGGCUCGGGAACGAGAUUGUAGACUUUCCCACAGUCCUUUCCCGGUACAUACUAAAACUCGCAUUUGGUGCAAGUGACUGUGACUAACCUUUCUCUAUGCUUUAGCCCCAGCCCCUGGAUCACCGCAAGCAGCACAAGAACAAUUUCUUUCCAAAGUAUUUCUGUGGGUGGCAUUGAUUUUCAUCUUUUGGCUUUUCAUUGCCUGAUUGGAGGUUCCUGCCAAACCUGAUGGAAUCCUAAACUCAUUGGAGGUUUAAGAAUGUAGAUAGCCAUUGAAAGAAACUUGUGUGUUUGCAUGGUUACAUAACUACAGUACGAUUGUUUUGUGUAUCAUGGAAACACCAUCGAAAAUUCCUGUGGUAAACGCUAUUUUAAACUUCCAUUAAACGCUAUUACGAAAGUCGCCGAACUGUGGAAUCGCAUAAAAAAAUUUGUAUAUCGGCCAUUCCCACAAACGUCUACAACCGCACCUACAUAGUUUUGCAUGUUUACACUUCUAAUUUUGAACAGCCAAUCAGGUUCUUGGUAACAAUUACAAUUAAAUGUUGAUUGGCUGUUUAAAAUUAGAAUUGUAAACAUGCAAAAAUAUGUAGGUGGGAGUGGUCGAUAUACGAAUUUUUGAUGUGAUUCCACAGUUUGGUGACUUUCGUAAUAUAUAGUUUCAUAUUAAUCUGACACUGCAAUCGAGCAACGAAAAAUUCGUUGGCUCGAGCGGGAUUUGAACUCGCAUCUUCGGGUAUCUAGACCGCCGCUCUACCUAUUGAGCUAUCGAGUCAACGGGGAUUGGUAGCGAGUCUUAUCCAAUUUAAGUGCACGAAAUAUUUUCGUGACGACUUAACGCUUGUCUUUGAGGACGCGCAGUGUUUCAAUUCUAUUUCAGAACCAUCCUCAGAGAUGAAUGUUUUAGUUGAAUUAAUGAAUUAGUUGAAUGACAUUCUGCAGAAUAACACGAUUCAUUUUAUUUAACUCAAAAAUCAUGUAUAAUAAAUUAUAAUUGUAAUAUAACGCAGUGUAAAGCAUAGUCUGAGAAUAUCGUAAUUAAAAUUUGUGUUUAAGAAACUUAUCGUCCCUGCAUUAGACAACUUGCAUGUUAGACAAAUUUUUCAUCUAACCGAUCUAGGCAAAAAAAAAGUAAAUUCCCGUUAAGAACUUAUUAAAAUUAGUAAACUUGCAAAAUUUGGUUGCGAAAUGUUGUAAAGCUUGGAAAAUAUAGCCUUGCAAAGUUUGCAUAUUUUCAGUAUAUUUGUAUUACGUGCGGAAAUUGUUACCAUUUUUGAGCCGAAAAUGGUAACAAUUUCCGCUCGUAAUACAAAUAUAUUGAAAAUAUGCAAACUUUGCAAGGCUAUAUUUUCCAAGCUUUACAACAUUUCGCAGCCAAAUUUUGCACUUUUACUAAUUUCAGUAUGUUCUUUUUACCUGUGGUGUUUGAUUCCCUUUUCUAUGCUUAGAUUAAAAUUUAGUCUAACAUGCAAGUUGUCCAUUGAGCUCAACUUGUACAAUCAAAAACGUUUUGCUAAAACUAUUCAGAGUUGCAAAAUGAGGGUACCACCCAUGACAGGGUGUCUAAAAAUUAAGUGACCUUUAGAAAUUCACCUUCUUGUUAUAAUUUGAGUAUACCUAUACCAUAAUACAAAUACCUAUAGGCUAUACCAUAUUCUAUCGAAGGGAAGAUGGCUGUGAAACUCAUUAGAAUAACAAUAUAUAGAGGAUAUUACACGGCGGUGCGAAGAUGACUUUUAUCUUCGAGUGGUGAAAACAAUAUUUUACGAACGAGCGCAGCGAGUGAGAAAAUAUUGUUUUUAACACGAGAAGAUAAAAGUGAUAUCUUCAAGUCGCCGUGUAAUGUUCUGUUUAUUAUAUAGUCCCAAGCAAACAAUUGUGAAAUUUCACGCUCAAAAGCAAAAUGUCAAAUUGUCACAUGAUCAAUAUCUUCACUAGUGAAGAUAUGGAAAAUAUCUCACUGUGUAUUUUUGAGUAUCUCACUCUCUACUAUAUAAUAAAAUUUAUUAUCUAUGUUAGUCAACGUUUAUUCAUAGAUAUGGUUCUUCACCGUCACGUGCGUAUUGUAUUUUUGCCCAACUAACCAAUAGCAAUGUUUUAGGAAAGUUACCUAUCCAUUACUCGAACAAUAGGGAAAUUGUUAUUGGUGGAUUUGGCAAAAAUACAAUACACGCAUGACGGUGAAAGACCAGAUUUAUGAAUACACGUUGACUAACAUAGAUGAGUUAUGUUGUUAUUCUAUGAAUAAGUUUCACAGCCAUCUUCCCUUCGAUUGGCUAUGGUGUGAUAUAAUUUAUAUAUUUUACAAUUUAAAAAAAUGUGAAAACUUGAAAUUUAAACCCGUAGCCGUAGGAAGGUUGAACACUCUGAUUUCACAAGCAAGCAUGCAAAAUCUUGAAAAUAUUGCCAGCUUUUUUACGAUCAUUUCAAGUAUAAAUAUGAUUAAUACUUGUACUUUUUAAACCAUAUUACAUCAUUUUUAACCUGAAAAGUAGACCUGAACCCAAAAUAAACAAUAUCCAGUAUCCGACCCCGGCUGGAUAUAAUGAAAUUAUCUCGCUAUCCAGUCGGAUAUGAUACCCUUGCAUCCUUAAAAAUGUCCGACGUACGACAGUUAUUUAAAGCUCUGACAUUCGAUCCACAAUUUUUAGCUGCUUUUCAAUGGUUGGCUGUCCAAAAGUCGCCUCUUUCAAGCGGCCGUCUAAUUCUUAGACUUGCUCCAAGUCUCUCUUUCAUUGUCAUAUCGAUCCACUAUAGUGUACAUUACAUGACGUAGCACGGAGAGGCGGAGCGAGAAAGAGAGACUUGUCAACUUCGGAAAAUCUCGGUUCAAAACUGAACCGAAAAUACAAGACUUGCUUAAUUGUUUUCCUUCAAUUUCUUUCUGUAUUAUUUACUAUAAUGGAACUCACGUUAUUUACACUGUGCUAGAUCAAUGCAUAUAAACACUGACAGAAUACAAUUAAAGCAAGUCUUGCAUUUUCGGUUCAGUUUUGAACCGAGAUUUUCCGAAGUUGACAAGUCUCUCGCUCCGCCCCUCCGUACUACGUCAUGUAAUAUACAUUAUAGUGGAUCGAUACUAUAUGACGAUGAAAGAGAGACUUGGAGCACGUCUAUCCAAUUCUACGAUGUAGAUGCUCAUCUAUAAGCAUAACACAGAUGGACGACAGGAUGGCAAAGACCGUGACCUUACCCUCUCUCCACUCAACUCCAGAGUGCACACGUAUACUACUAUCGAAUUACUAUACGUUUUACCCCACUACGUUUUUUCUGUCGAUCUUGUCUCGCUUCUUUGAACCAUAGAUAGGCCGGGAGGAUAUUGAGAAACAAACACAACACUAGAAGACCCACAUUUACCUAAAA